This is a messenger RNA of Raphanus sativus (radish), 1447 nucleotides long. RefSeq names its product BOI-related E3 ubiquitin-protein ligase 1. The record is from RefSeq and is a predicted model, not a curated record. NCBI's taxonomy places the organism in Eukaryota, Viridiplantae, Streptophyta, Magnoliopsida, Brassicales, Brassicaceae. The transcript has 4 exons. The coding region runs from base 319 to 1242 and encodes 307 amino acids. Gene Ontology annotation, molecular function: ubiquitin-protein transferase activity.
AUAUCCGUUUUCCAUUUGAAAGUAAAUAAAUGUAGAUGCGAAUCAAGUAUUCAACAUUGAUUUUACAAUAAAUGAGAAUCAUGCUUACUAUGUGCCUUAUACACAGCCUUCAAAGCUUUGCCUCAAAUAAACUUCCAUUUCAUUCCAUUCGCCCUUUUCCAUCUUCACCUCUCACAAUCUUUUUGUAAUAUUUCUUCAACAGAAAACAUAAAAUUAGAUUCCCAAAGCAAAGAUUUCAAUCUUCACCGUGUCCGAUGCAACCGUAGAUUCUCAUUUCAGAAGCUUCCUUCCGUGUUUUUCUUCUAACUUCAUUUGUUCAUGGCUCUUCAAGCUCAUCAUCACCAUCCUUCUACUAUGUUCUUCCUCAACAGAAACGGACAAGAAGGGACUGAUUUUUCACCGGAGCUGCAAAAGUCUCAGUUUCCUUCCAUCACCGCCGGAGUUGAUACAAGAAAGCGAGCCAGAGAAGAUUAUUCGGUAAUUGAUUUAGAAACCACGGCGGCUCCGAUGAACCCUCCGCCGUGUACACCGCCGCAGUUUAUCAGCCGUCGACAAACUCAUAAUGCUGUUGUAUCCACCGGUCUCCGUUUGUCUCAGGGACAAUCACAGAGUCUAGAACAACGGUCAUCAUCUUCUCCGAUGAUAGACGGAAACUUCGCCGGAGAAAUCAACCGGCAAGCGGAUGAGUUAGAUAGAUUUCUUCAAACUCAGGGAGAGCAAUUGAGGUGCAUGUUAGCGGACACCAGUGAGAGACACUAUCGUGAGCUUCUGCGAACGAGGGAAGAAUCAGUUAGGCGGAGAUUGGGAGAGAAAGAAGCGGAAAUCGAGAAAGCCACGCGUCAUCACGCGGAGCUCGAAGCGCGUGUCGCACAGAUGGAGAAGGAAGCACGUGCUUGGCAGGUGAGAGCAGGGGCGAAAGAAGCCGAAGCGAUGUCGUUACAAGCUCGAUUGCAGCAAGCUGUUGCUCACGGCGGCGGAGUUACGGCGGCGGCGGAACUAGAAUCAAGAAGCGUAGACGGUGUGGAUGAUAACGAGGCUGGAGACGCUGAAUCUGCUUACGUCGAUCCUGAUCGGUUCGAAUUAAAUGGACCGAGUUGUCGGAUUUGUCGGCGGAGAUCGGCGACGGUGCUGGCUCUGCCGUGUCGACAUUUGAUUCUAUGUAAAGAAUGCGACGGUUCUGUCCGAGUUUGUCCGCUUUGUCUUUGCUUGAAGAAUUCAAGCGUGGAGGUUUUCUUUUCUUAAUGGGCCUACCACGCUUAAGAUGGCCUUUUUAUUAAUUAUAUAAUUAAAUUCAUCGUUUUGUGAUAAUACAGCUGAGUUGGUUUCUUCAUACCUGAAGGUCAAUAAAGGUGAAGAGGUUAACAUGUACAUACUACCACACAGCCACAUGCAGUCCUCUUGUUUUCUUCUUUUAUAAAUUCAUAUCUUGGGUAUUGUGUUUUUGCCA